Molecule: messenger RNA, 1895 nt
Organism: Sardina pilchardus (European sardine)
Lineage: Eukaryota; Metazoa; Chordata; Actinopteri; Clupeiformes; Clupeidae
Gene: ftr87
Product: finTRIM family, member 87
Exons: 7
Coding region: 57-1802 (581 amino acids)
Molecular function (GO): zinc ion binding; protein binding
Source: RefSeq, a predicted model, not a curated record
UUGUCUGCCUGCCUGCCUGCCUGCUGUUCUCAGUGUGUGUGUACGAGGACACAGGGAUGGCAGCAACCAACAUUUCAGUGGAAGAGGAGCAGUUCUGUUGCCCCAUCUGCCUGGAUGUCCUGAAGGAUCCAGUGACUACUCCCUGUGGACACAGCUAUUGUAUGAGCUGCCUCAAGAGCUACUGGGACAAGAGUGACCAGAGGGGGGUGUACAACUGCCCGCAGUGCCGGGAAAGCUUCUCCCCGAGGCCGGUGCUCGGCCGAAACAACAUCCUCGCGGAAGUGGUGGAGAAGCUGAGGAAAGCUGGCGUCCAGGCGACCGCCCGUGCCCAGGCAUACGCCAGCGUGUUCGAGGAUGUGGAGUGCGACGUGUGCACCAAGAGGAAGAGCAAGGCCGUGAGGACCUGUUUGGUGUGUCUGGCCUCUUACUGUGAGAGCCACCUCAAGGCACAUCAGGAGAGCAAGCGCAGUGGCCACAAGAUCGUCGAGGCCACAAAACAACCGCAGAAGAGGCUCUGCUCCCAGCACAGGAAGCCGCUGGAGUUGUUCUGCCGCGCUGAUCAUAAGUGCAUUUGCUUCCAGUGCAAGGCUGAGGGGCACAAAGGUCACGGUGUGGUUUCUGCAAAUGCUGAACGAGUCGACAGACAGAAGCAACUGAAAGAUGCUGGGAAGAGAUCCAGACAGGUGAACCGAGACAAGGAAAAGGAGAUCAGGCAUGUGGUCAAAUACCUGAAGCAAUCUGCUGAGGCCGCCAUGGAGGACAGCGAGAGAAUCUUCUCCAAGCUGACCCGCACCAUAGAGCGCAAGCGCCUGGAGGUGAAGGAGCUGAUCAAGACCCAGGAGAAGGAGGCGGUGGCCAAGGCCGAGGGCAUCCUGCACACGCUGGACCAGCACAUGACCGAGCUCAGCAUCAGAGACGGGCAACUCGACCGGCUGUCCCAGACUGACGACCACAUCCACUUCCUUCAGAGAAGCCAAUCACUGGAGAGCGUCCCAGAUCCAGGGGAUCUCCCCAGCCUGGACAUGCACCCCUACUUCUCCCUCAUUACCAUGAGAAAGUCACUCUCCGAGCUCAAGGAGCGGCUGGAUGAGUCAAUCAAGAAAGAACUAACUGCCAUCUCAGACAUAAUUAAUACCAAAGAGGAGCGCACACUGCACUCAUCCACAUCCAAACCACAGACCUUAAGACGAGGACAAUCAGUGGAUGAUCUGACCAUGCAAAACAGCAGCGCCCCCAGGACUAGAGCAGAGCUCCUGCAAUACUGCUGUGAGGUAACUCUAGACCCAAACACUGCCAACUCCUUUCUCAGCCUUCGAGACGGAUUCCGAGAGGUGACUACGGGCAGGGAGGCGCUGCCGUACCCAGAGCACCCAGAGCGCUUCACCUGCUGGGCGCAGCUGCUGUGCCGGGAGGGCCUGGCGGGACGCUGCUACUGGGAGGCGGAGUGGAGGGGUGCCGGAGGCGUCUCCGUGGGGGUCGCCUACAAAAGCAUCCGCCGCAACGUCGGCAGCGCUGACGGCAAGCUGGGCCACAACGCCAAGUCGUGGGGCCUGAACUGCCUGGACUCUACGUGCUGCUUCCAGCACAAUAAAACCAGAGUGGACUUGCUGGCUCCCCGCGUCACUAGAGUCGGGGUCUACCUGGACCACAGAGCUGGGGUGCUGGCGUUCUACAGCAUCACGGACACCCCCACCCUCCUGCACCGCGUGCAAACCACCUUCACACAUCCGCUCUACCCGGCGUUCUGGGUCGGGCUGGGCUCCACCCUAAAGAUCUGCACCUUUUUCAACUUCAAAGCCUGAGGCAUAAAACUCAAUGUGGAUGGAUGCCAUUUAGUAAUUACAUAACCUUGUUCGGAGUCAUUCUCCGUGUAAUACAACCUCUGGAGAAAAAAA